AUGUUGACGAGAACCCCGGCGGAUAAUAUUGACAGAGACAAGGACCCGGCGGAUAAUAUUGACAGUAACGAGGACCCGGCGGAUAAUAUUGACAGCAGUGACGAGGAACCGGCGGAUAUGACGAGGACCCCGGCGGAUAAUAUUGACAGUGACGACGACCCGGCGGAUAAUAUUGACAGUGACGAGGACCCGGCGGAUAAUAUUGACAGCAGUGACGAGGACCUGGCGGAUAAUAUUGGCAGCAGUGACGAGGACCCGGCGGAUAAUAUUGACAGCAGCGACGAGGACCCGGCGGAUAAUAUUGACAGCAGUGACGAGGACCCGGCGGAUAAUAUUGACAGCUAUAAACUUAUAGCGAAAGUGGUUGUUCUGACAACGUGUCACAUGACUGAUGUUCUCUGUGAACGAUUCGUUAGUGUCACGGACAAACACUCGUCAGACAGGGUCAAGCCCAUUGUAGGGUCACAAGUCAGACAGGGUCAAGCUCAUAGUAGGGUCAAAAGUCAGACGAAUCAGGCAAGGUCAAACCUACAGUAG
Molecule: messenger RNA, 537 nt
Organism: Mizuhopecten yessoensis (Yesso scallop)
Lineage: Eukaryota; Metazoa; Mollusca; Bivalvia; Pectinida; Pectinidae
Product: acidic repeat-containing protein-like
Exons: 3
Coding region: 1-537 (178 amino acids)
Source: RefSeq, a predicted model, not a curated record